Maylandia zebra (zebra mbuna) is the source of this 3031-nucleotide messenger RNA. RefSeq names its product heparan-alpha-glucosaminide N-acetyltransferase. The record is from RefSeq and is a predicted model, not a curated record. Lineage: Eukaryota; Metazoa; Chordata; Actinopteri; Cichliformes; Cichlidae.
GAGAAUGCACAAAGUGGUGAAUCAAUGCAAAUUUGAAUGAGUUUUCUUCAAAAUACCACUCGACAAAGAGCUUUGCCGCCAUUUGUUAUGGAGUCAUUACAGGUGAAGCAUGAGCACAAGCGGCAUCGGAGGACACAUCGAAAAUGGCUCUCAUCUGAAAAUGGAUCAGGCUUUGCUCAUAUUUCAUAACCAGCUGACUGAAGAAGUGCAUGCUUCCUACACAUCAGAUUACUGCUACAAGUGUUUGUACCAACAUUUGGUCACAGUGAAACCCAACAACAAUAAUGCUUCUGCAAUAAUCAGCACCAAAUUUACUCUGACAGUACAAGUGGAAUCACAAACCAGGAAUGCAACCUUUUGCAGAUGGAGUCAAACGUAUGAGGAAGGUGGUCACUACUCUAUUUGGAUUUACACCCUAGAUGCAAAUAAUCGCAGCUGCACUCACAUUGUGGAUAGAAGACCAAAUAAUGCCUAUCUGCCUAUUUUGGUGGCAGCACUCCUGCUGGCUGUAAUCGCUCUGUUAUUCGUUGUGAUACCCUACAUCUGCAGGAGGCGUUGUACAUCAAAAUUUAUAAAGACUAUUUGCUGCCAAGGCCCACAGCAUUCAGAAGAGAAUGAAGAAUCACAUGCUAGUGAAACUGCACACGGUGCUGUUAAAGCUAAACCAACACGUCUGCUCUCCCUGGAUACUUUCCGAGGGUUUUCCCUGACUGUGAUGGUGUUUGUGAACUAUGGUGGUGGAGGCUACUGGUUCUUUCAGCACGCACCUUGGAACGGUCUAACUGUGGCGGAUCUUGUCAUGCCAUGGUUUGUGUUUGUAAUUGGGACCUCAGUGGUUUUGGCUUUCAGUUCCAUGCAGAGGAGAGGAGUUAGCCGCCUGCAGCUGCUACGAAAAAUCACCUGGAGAACAGUCGUCCUCUUGCUGCUCGGCUUCUGCUUUCUCAACUACUCUCCCAAAGACGGACCACUGUCCUGGUCCUGGCUGAGGAUCCCAGGAGUGCUGCAGCGUCUGGGCUUCACCUACUUUGUUCUGUCUCUCCUGCAGACUUUCUGGGGCCAGAAAGAAAUCCCACUGACUGCGUAUAACGGGUGGAACCCGGUCCAGGAUAUUCUCCUUUACUGGCCGCAGUGGCUGAUCAUCAUCCUGCUGGAGACUUUGUGGCUGUGCUUAACUUUCCUCAUGCCUGUUCCCAACUGCCCCACAGGGUAUUUAGGAGCCGGUGGAAUUGGCGAUAACGGGCUUUACCCAAACUGCACGGGAGGUGCAGCGGGAUACAUCGAUAGGUGGAUGUUUGGUGAUAACAUGUACAGAUACCCCACGUGCAAAGAAAUGUAUCGCACCACACAGCCCUUUGACCCAGAGGGGGUUCUGAGUACCAUCAACUCCAUUGUCAUUGGAUUUCUAGGGAUGCAGGCGGGGAAAAUUAUAAUUUUCUACAAAAAGAUGAAUAUCCACAUCCUGUGCCGAUUCCUAGUGUGGACCCUCAUCCUGGGAAUCUCCGCAGCCAUCCUUUCUAAGUGCACGCGAGACGGAGGAUUUAUACCUGUCAAUAAAAACCUUUGGUCGUUGUCCUAUAUCAUGUGUAUGGGCUGUUUGUCUUUCCUGCUGCUGGGAGGCAUGUUCUUUGUCGUCGACAUCAAGGGCUGGUGGGGUGGACAGCCAUUCAUAUACCCAGGGAUGAACUCCAUCUUUGUGUAUGUUGGCCACUCUCUCCUGGGCUUCUACUUCCCUUUCAGCUGGGAAAUGCGCUUCCAGCAGAGCCACUGGGAGUGGCUCUUUCAAAGCCUGUGGGGGACUGCACUGUGGCUGCUCAUCGCCUACCUGCUCUACAGGAAGAAAUUUUUCCUCAAAAUAUAAGCAGGAUAAUCCAUCCCACUUCUGUAGAUUGUAUUAUUUUAUAUUUUAAUUUAAAGGCAGCCUCUAAAGCUAAUUUUAAACUUUUUUUUUUAAUUUUCCUUUGCUAGAGUAUAUUAUAAUCCUUAUUUAUGUUAUACUGGAAUUUAGUACAACCAUUCAAUGGAUCCUUACUUUAACUUUCUUCUGAUUGGCUGCUCUUUGUAAAUAGUAGGUGUGGACAGCUGGUGGGCGGAGCUUUCGAGCUCACAGCCAGAGCUGUGUGUGUCUCUCUGACAUCAUGCAGACCUGAUAAUGGAGAAAAACUAUUAGAAGCUCAGAAACAUUAGGGGCAGUCUGAAGCCUGGACUUUUGGCUCAGGGAUGACGUGUAUGUAUGUUGACCUAAUAUAAUAUGAGCUACUAAAAUUAUUAUGUUUUUCUUUUUAAAAGCACUCUUCUCUGUAAAUUAUAGAUUAUUAGAGCAUCUGUGGGAGUUUAAAAGAGUUUUUAAAAUGACCUGCUGGUCUAGGCUUAAUUAGUUUAGUUUGCUUUUCUUAGAUGCAAACUUACCACACAUGUUUUUUAUCAAAAGCAAGAUGCAGAGCAGUGUACAAAAUGUGAAAAUGCUGAUCAGUGAAACCCAUUAAAGCACUGUCCUGUUUCUAAAGAACAUGUCUGACGAGCUGUCAGUGUGGGCAGCUAAGGAUUCAUUUGAUAACACUUGUUUUAUGCUCAGAAUAGACUGAUUAAAUUAAAUAUAUUGAGGUGGUACUUAACAAAUUAGGCCAAGUGAUUCCACUACACACCAGGACAACCAUUAUGAGUCUGUUGCCAUGGCCACUCCUCCUGUGUGCAUGUGUGUCUCUGUGUUAUGUACCAUCUGCUGUCCAAGUCACAGUACUAUAAUUGGGGUCAAGAUGCACACAGAGGGGUGUCAUCAAUGGGGCCGUCACCUUUUGCACUUAUUUCAUUAGAAAAAUCAGGGAAAUUACACAAAUCCAUUUCAUCAGACGAGCCCCUCUCAGAGACCCCGAGCCCUUUACAUGUGUUCUAGUUUGCACAUUUCACACUCGAAGCCUCUUACUUAGUGAAAUAGGGUUCAUUCUCAGUAAUAGAUCAGAAUAUUUCCUCAUGACUGACAAGCAGGUUGAGUGAUUUAUAUCUGUAUGUAUAAUGUAUAUGUACCAUUAUUGAA